UCUCACACCGGGAGGAUGCAGUUCAUCUUCCCGCUCGCACCGAGGCGGAGGACGGCGGCCGAGCUGCUCCGCUGACCGACACACACACACACCGGGGUGCCGGGUCCAGGUCAUGCGGGGUCCUCCCUCUCCCCCAGCCGAGGCUCCAACAUGUUGACGGACACGAUGAUGGAGGAAGAGUUUGAGAAGAGCGGAGAGUCCUGGCACCACCCGCAGGACCUGGAGCACGAUCUCCAUUUGGCAGCAGAGCUGGGGAAAACCCUCCUCGACCAGAACCAUGAGCUGGAGCAGGCCCUCCAGCAGAUGUACUCCACCAACCAGGAGCAGCUGCAGGAGAUAGAGUACCUCACCAAGCAGGUGGACCUGCUGCGUCAGGUGAACGACCAGCAUGCCAGAGUGUACGAGCAGCUAGACGUGGCCGCCAGGGAUCUGGAGCAAGGCAACCGGAGACUAGUGCAGGACAACCGCCUGGCCCAGCAGAAGAUCCACAGUCUAACAGAGACCACUGACGGGCUUCAGACCCUCAUGGAGGACUUGCAGACCCAGGUGGACGAGCUCAAGGCCGCCCAGGCGGAGAGGAACAGAAGAGACGUGUCGGAGCAGCGACGCAACCUCGGCGCUCAGAGUGUUUCCUGUCUCAAAGAGCUGUAUGACUUACAACAUGAAAGGCACCCUGACAGUCUGCGUGUGGGCGGACUCUGGGUACCGCAGGACUCUUUCUAUGACCGAGACAGACGCCAAAACGCGGAGGAGGAGAAUGCGUCCCUGCAGCGCUCCGUCCAGACCCUUCAGGCCCAGAUAGCUGCAGAGCGGAGCCGCAGGGAGGCUGCAGAACAGGAGAGUGAGUUGACAGCCAGUGAGAACAUAGACCUGGAGCAGCGGCUGUCUCUACUCUCGGGCUGCUGGACCCGGCAGAAGGAGCUGGAGGCCGAAGUGGAACAGCUGCGACUUCUGUGGCGUGCCGACUGUGCCAAAAGUGUCAGAAGGCCAGACCAGCUUCUGUUGCCUGAUACAAUAUUCUUUGCCUCAGAGGACACCGCUUUGAGAGCAUCAAAUCCAGACGAGAUUCGCCGUGGUCACGAUCCGCUGUGUAUACGUCGAGCAGAGGCGGUAAAACAGAGGGGCAUCUCUCUGCUCAAUGAGGUGGAUGCACAGUACAGCGCCCUGCAGGUGAAAUAUGAUGAACUGCUGAAACGAUGCCACCAGGCGACAGACGGACUCAGCAAUAAAGCCAUCCAGACGUCCCAGAGUCCCUUCGGAAGCAUCCGGACGCGCCGCCGCCUGUCGAGCUCAGCGGCUCUGUCUGGUCUGACAGUGGUCGUGGAGGAUGGCCAGCAGCCGGAGUACAAGGCUCUCUUCAAGGAGAUCUUCAGCUGCAUCCACAAGACCAAAGAGGACCUCGGCGAGAACAGACGCGCAGACAGGGACAUUAUUUCCCAUGAUUCUGCCUAGGGAUUGAAUUAAUCAUCAUCCAGGGACAUGGGGAUGGAAGUGGUUUGUCUCUCUUUGAAACUUUGAGGUGGCUUUAACAUGUUGUUAUCCAGGGGCUGCGAUGCAAGUAAGCACAAAGCGUCUCAGACACGCUACAAUCCUCUUAUCUCCUGUCAUGUUGGCACACCUAUAUUUAUGUUAGUCAGCACUGUUCCUUUUAUUCCGUCCUUACAGAAAUUAAGUGUUAAAAAAAUUGUUGCGUAAAGCAGCUGUGUGAUUUGAUGCAAUAAUGCAUUCUAAAGAUCAACAACAAAACUAGAUAGAAAAUAUAUUAUUGUAUAUGGAAAUAUUUAUAGUUAGAUUAACUCGUACUAACUGAUCCUUGUCUAAUUCAAUAGUUUUAUCUCCCAAUCUACAAGUAUUAUAUCCACCUACAGCAGUAUUCAGUGUUAAUAGAAUGCCAACCCUGUGACCACUUGAUCAUUUGGUUUGUGGGAGAGAAACACACACAUUGAAUAUUGUUUGCGUCAAAUAAAGAUGGAGACGUAGUUGUUAUAUAAGACUUAUGUAAACUGAAAUGUUGGAAUGUUUGUAAUAGGAUGAAAAACUGUGUAACAGCUAAAGACUCAGGAGUUUAUGAUAAUUAGCUUAACAGCUAGUGCAAGUUGGUUUUUGUAAGUUGAACGGUUGAGGGUCAUUAGAAAGUCACCAGAGAAAUUUCAGUGGAAUACAGUUUGUAAUGUCCGUACACAGCUCAGUGUCUGUAUACCAGUAGUACACAUAACCAGCCAUGCACUUUUUAUGACUGAAUCCCACUUUCUGUUUUAUUUAUUUUUAUAUAUGAUGUAUAGAGGAGAUGAAAUGUUAUUUAUUUUCUUUACCGCUAAAUAUUCAGAGCCGAUUGUUCCACUAAGUGUGAGUGGAAGUGAAAUUAUAUGUAGACAAUUUCCUUUGCCUCAAAUUGUUGUAAUCUUUCUUACGGCUUGAAAAUGCAGUUCUCUUGAUGUGGAACAGAAGAUCAUCAUUAACAGCAGAAAGACAUUUAUAGCUGAUUUUUCUUAUAACCUAUUCUGUCUAAAUCAAAAAGGUUGGCAUAGAUAUCAUGGGAACAUUCUCUCAUAUAGGAAAAUUUGUUUUUUUUCCCCAGACCCCAGCUGUUGUUGACUGAAUUUAAAGUGACAAAUCUUAUACUGCUGACACCCACAGUGACAAAAUUGUAUUUUUCAUACAUCACUCGCACUUUCCCUGUGAUGUGAUGAUGCUGAUGUUUUUCUCUGAAGCUGUGAACUAUAUCUGUAUACUGCUGCAGAAUGCAACACUGUAUACUAAGAGGUGUCCUCAAUGAAGACUAACAUGUUUUUGCUUGCAACUAACUAGUAAAAACACUGAUGCAGGA
Hippoglossus stenolepis (Pacific halibut) is the source of this 2827-nucleotide messenger RNA. RefSeq names its product cerebellar degeneration-related protein 2a (gene cdr2a). NCBI's taxonomy places the organism in Eukaryota, Metazoa, Chordata, Actinopteri, Pleuronectiformes, Pleuronectidae. Bases 151 to 1452 code for a protein of 433 amino acids. The record is from RefSeq and is a predicted model, not a curated record. The transcript is spliced from 7 exons.